AUGUCCACCAAGAAGCUCGAUAUGACUCCAGAUGAGGUUGUCGAAGGAGAGUAUGUCAAUGUCGGAAGAAGCAGAAGUGCAACUGCCACGUCAACAUCUUCCCGUAAAGAUUAUGAAACACUUCAGGAUUUUUUGAAGAGAGAUGAAUACUCGGCUGAAACGAAAAGAGACAAAUUUAAAACUGUUCAAGUUCAAAGCCUGGAUAAUUCGUACAAGGGGCGGAAGACUGACUUAUCGUUGCAAUAG
Caenorhabditis elegans is the source of this 246-nucleotide messenger RNA. It is a transcript of the gene F54C9.3, whose product is annotated as Ovule protein. NCBI's taxonomy places the organism in Eukaryota, Metazoa, Nematoda, Chromadorea, Rhabditida, Rhabditidae. The transcript has a single exon. The record is from RefSeq and is marked reviewed. Bases 1 to 246 code for a protein of 81 amino acids.